AUAAAGAAGAAUAGCUUGUCAAAUUAAUUAUAAUAUUGUUGUAUAAUAUUUUUAGAAAUGGACAGAGACGAUAAUGCAAAUCUUGAUGUAGAAUAUAACAGAUAUUUACAAAUUUUACAUCCUUACAUUGAACAAUUACUGGAUCUAGAAGAUAUAGAAUUAUGUAACGCUUGGAUCCGAAGACUAUCAGACUAUAAAGAAGAUGAAAAAACUCUCCGUAACAAAUACCUCUUUGCACUCUGCUGCCAAUUGGCAAAAGGUAUUCUUAAGCAUCCAUUCUGUAGUCUUCCUCCACCCAACGAACUACCUAUGCUAGAAGAAGCUAGCGAUGAUUCUCUUUCAGAAGGAGGUAGUAACUUUACACUGGGCUUUCAAAAUAGUAACGGAGAACUAUUAAUUGGUUCAACAACUUUAUCAAAAACCAUAUUGCAACCAAAAGACAGCGAUCUUACCGCAGGUUCGCAUUCUAUUCAAAAAAAUGUAGAUGAUAUUGAUAAAGAAGAAGAAGAUGAAAUAAAACUCCUUACAGAUACCUUAGUUGGUUCUUCCAACUCCACUGUUGCUAAUGUAUGCUAUCCAGAAAUAUUAAAAGAUCUGUCAAAAUUCGUUAAUUCUGAGGAUAAUGUGUAUUUGAGAGUUAAUAACCUUAUUGACAAACUGAGGCAAAUCAAGAAACAAAAUACAUUAUUGCUUAAAGAAUUGCAAGCAUUAAAGGAAGAAUCGAUAUCCAGACAAAAUAUUCUUCAAAUCCACUGCGCCACUAAUACUAGUAUCAGUAUUAAAGCCAACGAUAGUACAGAAAUUGAUACAAAUGGCAAUUUGGGUACAUACGACGUUGAGUGUCAAAAUGACUUAGGCAAAAUAUGUCAACAGCAGUCAUUGGAAAUUGAAGAAUUGAAAAAACGGCACGAAAUAGAAUUAAAUAACAUAAAAACUGCUGCACAGCGAGAGAUACAAGAUAUUUAUGAAAAAAAUAUACAAGCUAUAAAGCAAGAAUACGAAAUAAAAAUAAAAGAAAUGAAAACAAAACAUGACAAUGAAAUUAAUAAAUUGAGAGCUUCGCUAAUAGAUGUGAAUUUUGAAAAAGAAAAUAUAAUAGCUCUUAAAAAUCAUGAAUUAAUUAAUUUACGCGCAGAACUGGAAGAAGCAAAAGCUAACAAUUCAGUUUUGAGGAGCGGCUUUGUUAAGGCAUGUAAUGACUUUAAUUCUGAAACAGUUAAGGAAAAAGCGUUAGAAUUUGAGAAAAGAUUAUACAAAAUAGAAAAAUCAAAAAAUAAACAUGUUAAAGCGUAUCAAAUGCAACUGGCGAGUCUGCAACGUGACAAAUGUUUACUCGAUAGUUCGCUCCAUCUUCAACUUCUCAAGCAACGCACUGAAUUGCUAACAGAGUUUACAGAAGAAAAUCAAAAAGAAAUAUUAACUACUGUGGAAAAAUUGGAAGGAAAGUAUAAGGAGAUGGUAGCGAAUGUCCAAGCAUCUGCUAUACAAAGAAGAAUUCAGGAUCAAAUAGCUCUGGAAACAGUAGUACACGCAGUAUAUGGUGGUGGAUUUAAGAGCGGCCAUACGACAUUCAAACCUACCCAUAACAAUGUUCUGAAAUCUAAGUCACUGAGAAACCAACAAGAUAACGGCGAGGAUCUAUUGGCAUCACUUCAACUGAGUAGUGUCGGCAAGAACUCAAAAGAUAAAGAGAUUUCUAAACGCGAAGAUGACUUGGUGGCAGGCUUUUGUUUGGAUGAAGGGAAAUUGGAAGAGUUAUAUGAAAGGGUUCAUAUUCCCCAACGGGAUAUUUGUAACAAUUAAUCUUUACCUAAACUAAAAUAUUUAGAAUUUUUCAGCAAAUACAAAAAUGGAAAAAAUCACAAAAAAUGUUUCAAUGUGUGAUGUAUCGCGUUAUUCGGUUAAGGAAUUCGGUCAGAUUUCUCAUCUAAAUUUUAAUUUUAUAUAAAUGCAAAGUAAAAUGAUAAAAUACGUGAUAAACGACUUUAAAUUUUUAGACAAACUUUAAUCAUCAAAAUAUAAAAGUGUAACAUAUUGUUUAAUGUUAAUUAAAAUGCCAAAUUGAUUUUGUGACAUCUUGGAAUCACUGAUCGAAAAUUUAAUUUCCACCUCCGCGGAAAUUGUUAAAAUUAAUUUGUUAAUACAAAGGUCGCUGCUCGUACAAUUUGACGGCACUUGUUCUCUUCGACGCUCGGUUCGUCGUUGUCGCCGAAUUUCACAAUGUCAAUUUGAUCAAAGCCAUUUAUAGAAAUUAAAAGGAUUGUACAGACUGUUGAGGAAAUAUUUGUAAUGAGAAAAUGAAUUACUAUCUCUGAUUUGAUUUUUGUUGGAUUUUAGGAAUGUCAUCGUAGAAAAAAAUAUUGGCCUUUAAAUUAAUGUUUUAAUUUAGUUAUCUAUUA
Papilio xuthus (Asian swallowtail) is the source of this 2399-nucleotide messenger RNA. RefSeq lists its product as uncharacterized. Bases 58 to 1803 code for a protein of 581 amino acids. The transcript has a single exon. The record is from RefSeq and is a predicted model, not a curated record. Lineage: Eukaryota; Metazoa; Arthropoda; Insecta; Lepidoptera; Papilionidae.